CACUUAUAGCCAACUGUAAAUCCCAUUAUUCUGUCAAUCUUCAUAUAUGUCAUAGUUUUUACAGCAACAUAAUGUACACUAAUCACAUUCUCAAUUAUUUACAAGGCUGUGAUGAAGACGAAGUAAUAGAAGAUACUGUAGCCCAAUGGGAGCUAGACCAACAAGACAGGUACCAAGAUCUCAUAAGUUUCGUUGACGAAUUCAUACAAUCCGAGGAAUACGAAAAUUAUUUGGCUACCAAAAGGAACAUAGCUAAAAUUGAUGCUGCUACCAAUUAUUCCAAAAGCGACUUCGCUAAACAGUACGAUGCAAAAAUAGAAAUAGAAAAAGAUUAUCCAUUUACUGUUUAUUCUAAAAAGAUGUUCGCUUUUAUCAGGAGAUUUAGAGAGUAUGUUAAUAAUGAGAAACAUUUAGAAAUCUUCCUCAGGCAAAUGAGAGGAAUACGGAUAAUAAAAGAUAAAAUCGAAGAAUUCAAGAAAUACACUAUUCUAUACGCCGAAGAUAUCAGAAAACGAAAAGUGAAAGUAUUCGACGACCUCUUGAACGAAUUUUGCGAAACGUUUCACGUCGAUUGGUCGAAAAUCGAAUCGAAAAACAGAAAGACGAAAGAAAGAAUAGCUUCUUUUUGCGUAAUGCUACGAACCAGAUACAUAAACAGAAAAAAUAAAUACGCUCGUAUCGCAAAAAUGAUAACGAAAGAAAUCAGAAAUGACAAACGCGCUAAAUUAGGAACGUUGUACAAGAUUGAAAAGAAUGAGUGGACUGUUAAUGAUUUAGAAAUAGUAGGAGUAGCAUUUAAGGACCAGAAACCAAAAACUCAGCCUUUCAAAUUAGAGCAACUCAAUUUAAAAGAAAAGAGCUGCGAUUGGUCAUGGUUAUCCAGUACGGCAAUGUUUAAGAAGCAAACUAGCGAAGCAUCAGCUCAUUCAGAUCACAGUACUUUUCCCAAAAAUGAAAAAUAUAAAAAUCUAAAGAACAAAAAGGAAAGAGAAGAAACAAUAGUACCGAUUCCUCGUAUUAAGAAUUUCAGAAAGAAACUAUCGACAAUGGAGGGUAUCAAAAAUAUGUCCGAUUUAAUAAAAGAAUUCCAGAAGUUCGAUGAAAUCAUGGAGAUGCACUAUUUGGCUUGCGCUCCUAAGAAAGUGCAAGAAUACGCAUUAGACGAAUGCUUUUUGUGCAAACCAGAAAUUAUAAUGUUUAAUAAUUACGAAGCUGGCAAAACCUACAAAAGGACACUAAAAAUCCAAAAUGUCUCAUACGAAACCAGAAAAUUUAGACAUUCUAAUAUAACCACCGAAGAUGCUUACGAUGCUCUAUUAUUCAGACUUACGCCCUUGAUAGGAAUUCAAAAAGUAGCAACCGGGCAAUCGGUGACCAUGCAUCUUAUCUUUACACCGGAAAUUGACGCUUUUAUUUUAGACGCGACGUUAGAAUUUCUUUCUUUCGAUAAAGAGACUCAAAGUCACCAGAAGUUCUUCGUCGAUGUCAAAUGCGUGCCCAAGAUGAUAGAGUUUACGAUCAGCUCGAAUGAUAUUUAUUUCGGACAGGUUCCUUUAUGGCAAAAAAAAUCAGGAUUUAAAACAAUAACACUAUCAAAUAACGGACACGUACCGUGCAGGGCAAUUAUAAAAAAAAUUAAAGAUCCUCUGAAUCUAGAAGAGGAUACGCAAGACGAUGUUACCAGUUACAGCAGUACGGAACAAGCUUUGAUCAUAAUUCAAGAAAUAUUAGAAGAAUUGUUCGACAAUCUCUCGAACCAUUUCGAAUUCGACAGCACUUGCAUUAACUUGCCGAAAACGACUUCCAGGAUUCUGAGGAUUCAGAUGAAGAACUUCGCAUAUUUGGGAGACUAUAUAGAAAAAUACAUUGUGGAAGUGUACGAUUAUGAACAUAAUUUCAUUGGAAAUCACGAAAUCGUUCUUCACGGUGAAGUAAUCGGCCAUUUCAUACGCACGAGGCCAGAGGAAAUAGAUUUCGAAUUUUGCAUGUACAACUCUGUGUACCAGGUUCCUCUGGAGAUAGAGAACACAUCAACCAGUACUCAAGCUAUAGCUAUUAAAUUCCCGUCAGCUUUGACCGAACAUUUCAGAUCUAACGUCGCCAACGUAUUCCUAUCGCCUGGUUGUUUCAGAACUGUUUGGGUCAAACUGUUUCCGAGAAAAACAAUUCUUAAAUGUCCUUAUUACAAACCCGAAUUAUCAAUAUUGGAAUUCCCUGUGUACAUUUGCAUCUUGACCAAUAAUUACGCAGACGUUGCUCCAGUUAAAAUUAUGGCCUACGCUAUCAUAACUUCUUCGAAUAUUCUCGAUAUUAUUCCCAACAACAAGAAAUUUACGAGGUAUUGCUCAGACGGUAUAUUUUUGAAUCUUGGACAUUGUACAGUGAAUGAAACUGUCACUACUGAUAUUGUUUUGGAGAAUAAUUCGUUAGCGCCACAGGUUUAUGGAUUUGUAGAUUUACCAAAGUGCUUAACCAUUAUACCUAACUACGGUUUUGGAUCGAUUCCAUCUGGUACGAAGAAAACAUUAAGUCUACAUUUCCACCCGGACUCUCAGGAUCUUUUAAAAAAGUUCAAUGAAGAAAAGUGCAAAGAUUUCAAUAUGAAAUUCAAAAUCACCGUUGACACAUUAUGCAACAUUCGUCAGACAAUUAAGAAAGUGGAUGCCAAGAAACUCCGCAAAACUAUAUCCUUAAUGAUCAAUGAGUUAAGAAAACCAGAAAAUAGGCAAUUACAACAAGACAUUCGCUAUUGUCAGCAAACUAUUAAAAUAGUAUUAUUUCCAAGUACAGAAUAUGCGUCUCCUUGGGAUGCAGAAGAAAUAGAAAUGCCCGAGCAAGAUAAAACAAAUAUUGACGUCGUCGCCGUAGAAGAAGAAUACUGCGAAGACGGCGAGAGAUACAAUCACUCCACUGAAGCCAACGCAACAGGCUUGACCUACACUAACAUCACUUUGGAAGCAAAGGUGGUCAAACCAUUGAUUGAAGUGUCCGCUCAAUACAUCGUACUUCCCGACACACCCUGUAGUUCCUAUUCGGUCAUCGAUUUUGAGAUCAAGGCGCUUCGUAUGGAAUUUAAUGAAGAAACUCCAUGUUUAAAGAACAAGGACCUCAAGUUACCGAAAUAUGAGGCUUGGUACAAGAUCACCGGCGAUAAUAAACAGAUAAGGGUAGAACCCAGUUGUGGAAUUUUGAAAAACGGCGAUUCAAAAAAAGUUUUUCUAAUUUUCAAACCAACGCCGCCCGAUGACCUUGUUGCGGAAAUCGCAAAAUCCAUUAAGUACGCCGAAAUUUAUAGAAUGCGUAUGGAAGAAUUCGAGGAAAUUAAAAAAGUUGAUGUAAAAACAAAAACAAAAGAUAAAAAGAACACAAAAAUUCUCAAAAAGGGUAGAAGAACAUCAAAAGCUUCGUCGCUCUCAACUAGCCAACACUCUAGGAUCAUUUCUAAAGAUAAAGAUCUAGAAAAUUUGCCGAAAAUAGUAAUAACAGAAUCCGAACUGGUUCUGUCACCUCAAGACUAUUUUCCGGCGGAAAUGUGCUAUUGGAGGAGUUUACAACCCUAUACUAUCAGUUCGAAAUUAACCUGUAUCAUAAGCUACGAAAGUAAAUGUAUGUCCAGAAAAAAGGAACGAAUCUAUUUGAAUGUGGUUUGCAAAGUAGUCAGACCCGAUUUUAUAUUAAUUGAUAUGAAGUCGCAACGCUUGAAUUUUGGAAAUGUCAUUGUCGGUACGAGGGGUAUACAAUAUGUUAUGUUGCAAAAUAUAAAAUAUGAUCCAAUAACGAUAAAAGUAAGCACUCUAAACCCAAUCGGCCCUUUCAGAAUUCCAUACAUAAAAAGUUACGAAAUUCCCCCUGAAUGUUAUUUGAAGUUACCGAUUUAUUUUGAACCAACGGAUGUGGAUAAACAGAUCGAAGAAUAUCUAGAAAUAAGUUCUGGAAGCACCGUGGUACCGCUGAUAAUUAAAGGUGCUGGAAUCCCUUGUGGAUUAUUGUUUACUCCUGAAUUUACAGUAUGUCGGCUUACCGAAGCUACUAUAAAAUAUUGCGAUGAGUGCUCCAUUAAGCUUGAAAAUACUAGCGAAGGACCGCUCAACGUCACCAUCGAGAAGUUGUUUGAAAUAGAAGGAGUUCUUAAACGUAAUGAAUUUGAGGAUUUAUAUAAGGAACUGUGUGACAAAAAGAGCAAUGUUGUAAAAGAUAAAAAAGUUAAAGGCCCAGAAUCGCCGCUUAAAUUUUCGAACGAACUUGUCGAAACCGAAGUAAAUCUAUUCGGCCAGUUUGAUCGCAGCAUAGUUCAGCACUUUGACAUCUUAACUGAAUCGGACAAAAUUAUACUGGAGCCAAACGCAUUUGCAACAGUCAUUAUUGGAUUCGGUUUGGAAAGCGGUCUGAACCAGAGAAAAGAAGAAAUCAAACAUAAAAGACUUGUUGGGAGAAUUAGAGGCAUUUCUAAGUUCAAUACUGGAGAUAACACGUAUUACGUGGCGAAGUACAAUUGCAAAAUCGGAAAUAUUUUUAUCAAAGAUUUUAUUUUUGUAGGUUG
Psylliodes chrysocephalus is the source of this 4540-nucleotide messenger RNA. The record is from the annotation of a GenBank genome assembly. Lineage: Eukaryota; Metazoa; Arthropoda; Insecta; Coleoptera; Chrysomelidae.